AUGGAAUCUCAGCGAGAAGCAGGCUGCUGCUCGAGCGAGGAUGAACGAAAAGAGGCUUUGAACGACCUGAUCGGAUUAUUCGACCUCUCCACCGACAAGCUCAAAGCCAUCGCAAGCUAUCUGCGCCAAGAAAUGGAUCGCGGUCUAAAGCAAGACAAAACAAACGUACCAAUGCUUCCAUCUUGGAUCACACGGCACCCCACCGGCCAGGAAGUGGGCGAAUACAUUGGGCUUGAAUUGAGAUCCUCUGUGAGAAUUUAUCUUGUAACACUACACGGCAAAGGACGAAUUACGACACGCCAACAAAAGUAUCCUGUUCACCAGCACCUUAAAAAGGGCUCCAUCAACGCACUGAUCGACUAUCUUGCCGUCUCCGUCGACUCCUUCUUGUCAUUUGUCGCAUCAAUUAUACAAUGGACCAAGGAUUUCCAGGUGACCAAUGCCGAUGAUAAGAACAUUGUCGACCUGUUGCAAACAGGAUUGCGUCGUCGCCACAUUCCAGUGAUCGUAGAAGCGACAUGCAACAGUGCAGUUGGUUGUCUUUUGGCGCAUAGCUACCGUAGCUUGGAUACGCUACUCGCAUGCACCGUCAGCACCGGCACCAAUGCAGCCUAUUGGGAAAAGAUGGCACGUGUCCAAAAAUGCUUGGAUCCAAGCAAACCACUUCCAAGCGACAGCGGCGACGACGUACCAGAGAUGAUCAUCAACACCGAAUGGGGCUCCUUUGGAGACUUGAAUCCAGAAUAUCUACCGCGCACCAUGUACGAUAAUUGUGUGAACCGAGAAUCUGUCAAUCCAGGUGUUCAUAUCUUUGAGAAAUUGGUGUCCGGCUUGUAUCUCGGCGAAAUUGCGCGCAACAUCCUUCUAGAUUUCGCAGACCGGCGGGUCUUGUUCGACGGCCAAUACAGCGACGAUCUUAACAAGCCUUACAGCUUUGAAGCUUCUUAUAUGAGCGCCAUCGAAUCCGACGAUACUCCCGAACUGGACGAUACCAAACACAUCAUGGAAUCCAUUAUGGAUGUUCCCUCUACGACUUUGGAUGAUCGGCGCGUGAUAAAACAGAUCUGUGAACUUGUCGGUCAACGCGCUGCACGUUUGGUUGCUGCCGCUAUCAGUGCUGUGAUUCAGAAACGAGAUGCCCUUGAUUGUGGCUUGACCAUCAGCGUCGAAGGUACGAUUUAUGAGCACUAUCCCAACUUUCCUAAUCGUGUUAGCGAGGCUUUACGAGAUUUUUACGGGCCCAACGUCGACCGUAUCAAUAUCGGCAUUACUCGAGAUGGAAACGGUAUAGGUGGUGCACUUGCAGCAAUGUUGGCUAGGAUUAAGCGUCAAGAAAAAUACAAGUAAUAACUACAUCGUGUACUUAAUCAUAGCUUAUAUUCAACAAAAUAUAUUUUUGUGUAAUCCUCUAUCAUGGUUCUGCGCACUAUCUAUUGUCAUAAUUAACACUUGCUGGGUUACAGGGCGCCAACAUCGAUCAUGUUUAUCUCGUUUGCACACUAUCAACGCGACAAUUAUCUCAAUGAGCAUAUCAUUAAAAUAUACAAUUGAUUAUCAGUACUUUGGGUGCUAUUAUGGAUUGAGACAUUAAUUCAGACCUAUAUUGCAAGAUAAAUAAACAGCAUAUGAGUGCAUUCAUGAAGAUAGACAUCAUUACUUUGGCCUAUUGCAGUUGUUAGUUCAAACGGG
Molecule: messenger RNA, 1689 nt
Organism: Zychaea mexicana
Lineage: Eukaryota; Fungi; Mucoromycota; Mucoromycetes; Mucorales; Lichtheimiaceae
Exons: 7
Coding region: 1-1347 (448 amino acids)
Biological process (GO): intracellular glucose homeostasis; glucose 6-phosphate metabolic process; glycolytic process
Cellular component (GO): cytosol; mitochondrion
Molecular function (GO): glucokinase activity; fructokinase activity; D-glucose binding
Source: RefSeq, a predicted model, not a curated record